Molecule: messenger RNA, 3066 nt
Organism: Exophiala dermatitidis NIH/UT8656
Lineage: Eukaryota; Fungi; Ascomycota; Eurotiomycetes; Chaetothyriales; Herpotrichiellaceae
Product: amt family ammonium transporter
Exons: 6
Coding region: 1315-2766 (483 amino acids)
Biological process (GO): ammonium transmembrane transport
Cellular component (GO): plasma membrane
Molecular function (GO): ammonium channel activity
Source: RefSeq, a predicted model, not a curated record
GUCCUGUUUGCAAAUGGCCUCCAAUCUCUCUAUAUUGGCCCAGUUGGGCGAAGUAUGCUAUAUCCCUCUUCUGCAUGCAGACAAACUCCAAGGAGUAGAUCCAUGAUCCACGAGGAACAUCAUCUCGAAUGCCAACAGCCAGAGGUCGAACUGCGCCGGAUAUUGACCGCAAAGUAUACAGUUGUAAUUUGGCUCGCAUGCCUCGCGAUCUCGAGGUUGACUUCCUCUUCUGCCUCUGCCCACGACGGGGAUCUGAGCGCCAGCUCGACAAAUUUAUGGGGUGCCAAUAAUGGUAUCAGAGACGAGCCUCGACAGCAGGGGUGCUCGUCUUUCUGAUUGGUCGCGAUUAAUCCUUAUCUAUCAGGCACCUACUAGGUGUCAGGUACCAGGUAAUUAUUAGGUACCGUGUGCAAGUGUCCAGGCGUACACUGCACACCAUUCGACAAGACAUUAUUGUCGAUAUUAAUAACCCGGAGGUACUAGCAUCCUUCGGCUAUACAGUACCUAGCAACUCCAUGAUCUGCGAUCUGCGAUCUGACCACAUGAGUCUGUCGAGACUGGCAUAUCCAGAAGACAAACAUCAUAGUGUAUCUCGGACACCACCUCGACUUGAAGGGAGGCGCUUUUUCGUACCUAAUUACACCACCGCAAUUUACGAUCACAAAUCAUCAAGCCGUGAAUUCCCUUUGCCUACUAGCAGAUACCACAGAUACCUUUCGUAUCACAGUGGCCAAGAGCCCAUCAAGCGAAGGGGCCGAUACAAGGCGCCGCCAUAUGCUCGACUCCGGGGUCAGCGACUCCACCGGGACUGAUAACAGCCUUGGCUUAAACAUCUGAGAGCCUUGAUCUGUCCUGUCGGCCAAUAAACAGUCGACUCGCCUGCCUUCCGCUCCUCUGCAAAGUCCAGACAAUUGCAAUUGUCAAACGAAAAAUAACACUACACUUCUGCUUUAUCUAUCUUACUCGCGUGGGUCCCGAUGUGAUUUUCUAGCUCCCAUGGCACUCGAGACUUGGCAGCCGUCCGGUGCACGCACGCCCCCGUGGUUUGGACGAGCCCACGGACGGAUGGAGUAUGGGGAUGGUGGAUGGUAACAGUACUAGUAGUAAGUCGUGGUAGGCGCCGAUAGCCAGACGAAUAUAUCUAUCUUCUUGACUGCUGGCCCCGAAUUUUCUUUGAACUACCACCUUCCUUUCCCACAAGUCGGAUUUCUCGAGCGCUGGCAGCAAGUGAACCACGUCGCGUGGCUGUUGACUGCUGACCUUGGUCCAACCUGUGCCUUCAUUCCUGCGAUCAAUCUCCAAGUCACAAACAACAUGGAUCCCCCCGAGUUCGACCCUUCGUCCCCCAACGGCGGCAAUACCCACGAAGUCGAUGUCAACGCCCAAUUCGCCGGCUUCGAAUACCAUGCCGUCUACAUCGCCAUCUGCGGUUAUUUGGUGUGGAUGAUCAUUCCCGGUCUUGGUUUGCUAUAUGGAGGACUGGCUCGUAGGAAGUCGGCGCUGGCCAUGCUUUAUCAGUCCUUUGGAGUGAUUGGAGUCAUCUGCUUUCAGUGGAUGUUUUGGGGAUAUUCCUUGGCCUAUUCGCGCACAGCCGGGCCAUUCAUUGGCGACAUGGCCAACUUCGGCAUGCAAAAUGUCACGGCGGCGCCUUCACCCGGCAGUCCAUAUCUGCCCGAAAUCGUAUUCUGUCUCUAUCAGCUGUUGUUCUGCAUUUGCACCGUGAUGAUCGUGGUCGGUGGCGCUUUUGAGCGUGGUCGGAUUAUUCCAUCUUUGUUCUUCGGCUUCUGGUGGGCAACCAUUGUAUACUGUCCCAUUGCGUGUUGGACUUGGAAUAGUAAUGGCUGGCUCUACAACCUCCCAUCAUUGGAUUAUGCAGGAGGUGGGCCUGUUCAUGUGGCCAGUGGCUGCUCCGCCCUUGCAUACGCGCUCGUCCUGGGCAAGAGAAAAUUGCACGGCCAUAAAUCCGCAAUGCGACCGCAUAACCUCUCCAUGGUCUUCAUUGGCACAAGUAUGAUCUGGUUCGGAUGGUAUGGGUUCAACGGCGGCUCGACUCUCAACGCUACCAUCCGAGCCUUCUUUGCUGCAUGGAACACAAAUGUCUCUGCUGGAAUGGGAGUCAUUGGCUGGUCGCUUGUGGAUAUGAUUCGAAACAAGGGCAAACUUUCCCUGGUUGGUGCUUGUGAAGGUGCAAUUGCUGGCCUCGUCGGUAUUACCCCGGCAGCCGGUUACGUUUCGGUCUGGCUUGCGGCUGCAAUCGGCCUCAUCACAGCCAUGGUAUGUGCUUCACUUCAAAAUGUCAACGACUGGCUUCGUAUCGACGAAGGCAUGGAUGUUUUCAAGCUCCACGGUAUUGGUGGAAUGGUCGGCGCUUUCCUUACUGGCAUUUUCGCCUCAUCGUCUGUCUCACUGCUUGAUGGAGCCACUGAAGCCCCGGGCGCCGUCGACGGCGUCGGUGUUCAAGUUGCAAGGCAAUUGGCCGACAUUGCCGCCAUCUCCAGCUACUCCUUCACCGUGUCACUCUGUCUUCUGUACAUCAUGAAAUUCAUCGGGAAGUUCAUCCCGUUCAUGGCCCUUCGUGUUAGCGAGGAAGCAGAGAUUCGCGGUAUGGAUGAAGACCAAUUUUUCGAGGAGGAAGUUGGCGACUGGUCCCUGUUUGAACACAGUGGCAUGACCCAUGAGACAAAGCUGAUGUCAACUCCAUCCACACCACCAAAUGAGAUGGACAAGAAAACGGCCUCGGUGGAGCCAACAACAGCAGCGGCGUGAGCAUAGAGACUAGGUAUGUGGUCAUUUACAGAACUAUGGGCCAAGUUGCGGAUAGCAGGGAGUCGGGAGCAGAGAGACCGGAUGAGGAGCAGCCUUGCUCAAGUUAGUGCCGCGGGAUAUCAACUGCGAGCACGGUGUGCACUCCGUGUGGCUCGGGGCAUGAACUGUUGUUUAGUCUUGUCAUGCGUAUGUAUAGAAGUUUACCUCGUUGGUUACAGUCUGGACCUCCGCUUCCUUUCUUUGGGCUUGACCUGCGUCUCUUCCACCGACGUCGGCUCGCUAAUAUCGAACAUAUCUUUA